GUUAUAUUUCAACUCAGUUCAGUGUGUAACUGUUGUCAAGAUGAACCGGUCUCCGGGCGGAGGUUUUGUAAAAUGUAUAUGCAGGAAAGUGGGUAAAGACUUCGCGAAUAGAGAUGAAAACUCGAGCCGGAAUCGCAGAGGUUUGUCUACAGGCCAGGACCAUGAUGGACGGCAACGCAUCAACGAAAUGGAUGUACUGGAACGGGACUUUGAGCGGAAUAUAGUACGGCUGGAGAGCACUCUGGGAUACCUGGAUACUCGCGAGAAGACGAUGGCCACCGAAUGGAUACAAAAAUUGUGGGCCUUCCAGCCCAAUGUAACGGAAGCCAAGGCCAGGAACGCCAUUCUGUCCUACUUGAUCAUGAGCAUUGACGACAACGUCUUCAACCGGGAGCCGUUCAACAAGUCCCCACCGUUCGGCACUCUGUCCGGCAUUCAAGCCGUAAUGCCCAUAACCCAGAACACCAUGUGCCUGGAGCCACCCAGUGAGGACGCCAAACGACGAUACAUUGCCGAUUUAUUCAAAAAUUGUUACGAUUCCGGUAAUUUUCUGGCCCAGCUGCCAGUGCCACGCGAUGGGGCUUUCGUUAUAUUCCACAUGCGCCCAAAUGUAUAAAAACAUUCACUCAAUUUCGCGAGGAAUUCAACCACCAACAAAUUCCAAGUUGAAAUUUAAAUAAAUGGCUUUAAACCAG
Molecule: messenger RNA, 695 nt
Organism: Drosophila obscura
Lineage: Eukaryota; Metazoa; Arthropoda; Insecta; Diptera; Drosophilidae
Exons: 3
Coding region: 41-616 (191 amino acids)
Source: RefSeq, a predicted model, not a curated record